Messenger RNA from Vespa mandarinia (Asian giant hornet), 783 nucleotides. Its product is annotated as putative odorant receptor 92a. The record is from RefSeq and is a predicted model, not a curated record. Lineage: Eukaryota; Metazoa; Arthropoda; Insecta; Hymenoptera; Vespidae. Gene Ontology annotation, cellular component: plasma membrane. Gene Ontology annotation, biological process: sensory perception of smell; detection of chemical stimulus involved in sensory perception of smell. Gene Ontology annotation, molecular function: olfactory receptor activity; odorant binding.
AUGGACACUUUUGAGCACCCUUACUAUAAACUCAACAAACGUUUAUUAGUACUGACAGGACAAUGGCCUUAUCAGAAUUUGAAUGAUCGUUUUUUCCGUAGGUGCAUUGUAAAUUUUGCAAUUUAUAGUUUUCUUAUUACACAGAUAGCAGUGAUUUAUGAGUAUAGAAGUGAUAUCGAUACAAUACUUGAUAGUAUACCAGCUAUAACUGUUUGCUUAAUUAAGAAAUUGUUGCAGAUACAGAAUCUUUUGAAACAUAUUAUUGGCAAUUGGAAAAUAUGGAAAACUCAAGAAGAAAUGGACAUCAUGCACCAAUUUGCAAGUGAAGGAAGAUUUCUUACGUUAUUCUAUAUAAAUCCGAUUGACUCGGGACAUUCAUUCAAUAGACGUGCAAGAAAGAUGUGUUUUGAUAACGUAGUACAUUCUAUUAAAAAUCAUAAAAGAGCAUUGGAGUUAGUAUUAAUGUUAUUGGAUAACAAAACAGAAGCAUUUAGAUUCUUCAUUUCUGGAAUUGGUCAAUUUGUCCAUCUUUUGUGUAUAUGUUAUCCAGGUCAAAGAAUAAUAGAUUAUAGCACUGAAAUACGUUUUAAUGCAUACAAUGGAUUAUGGUACGAAGCACCAAUUGAAGUACAUAGAUUAAUGUUAUUAAUAAUACGAAGAAGUACCGAACCAUGUUACUUGACUGGCGGGAAAAUAUUCGUAUUUUGUUUAGAAACUUAUGCGAAGGUACAUGAAUUUAAAAAAUCUAACAUUUCUACAUUUCGUUCAAUUAAAAAACAAUAA